GGAGAAAUAAACGUGGGGUCACUUACCCAUUGACUCGCUCUUAUUAGUGGUGAUAAAAACCUGCAACUUUACAACUUUGCCAUUUUACCGAGGGAGACGGCGCAGAGGGAUCAAGGCUAUUCGCCGGUAUAGUUAUCAACCGAGCCAUCUCGGUGUAACCAUAUGGUGUGUGUAGAUGAAUGUAUGUAUACUUCGUACAUGUCUACCCCGUUUCUACUAGUGGGCUAAUAGACGACUGGACGACUGGACGACUGGACGACUGGACGACUGGGCGAGUAAGUGGAUGAGGCAGGCGGAGAAAGGGGGCUAGGGUCAAAUAAUAAUAGUAAAGGCUGAAGUGACGCUCCCCGCCUCCGUACCCGUCUCCAUUCCCGGUAAAGAUGGGGGGCAGGCACCUUAUACACUUCAGCCGCUGCUAGGUCCUAUAUGGAUUGUACUUAGUCCGAGUUGACAAGUCGUCUUCAAAUUACCGGCCGUGUGGAAGACGGCAGGCUAAGCUUUGUUUUUGCUUUUUUAUUUCAUCUACGUGUACAUUACUUGUAUACUCGUUUUUAUACGGAGUCUACAACAAGAGGAUAGAUAAUAUUCUAAGCAAUUUUUUGUCGAGUAGUGUUUAAGUUGUAGACAUGGCGAGCGCAAAACCAGAAGUCUCGUUCAUCGGCCUAGGAGCCAUGGGCUUCGGCAUGGCGACCAACUUGGUCAAGCAGGGGUAUAAGGUGACAGGGUUCGACGUCUGGCAGCCGACGCUGGAUAGGUUCCAGGCUGCUGGAGGCAGUAUUGCUACAACGCCGGCGGAGGCUGUUAAAGGAAAGGACUACUGCGUGUGCAUGGUAGCGACGGCGCAGCAGGCUCAGGCCGUGCUCAUUGAAGGUGAUAAUGCGGCACUCUCCUCGUUACCUGAAGGGGCCGCUCUGCUACUCUGCUCGACGGUGCCGUGCGAAUAUGUCCAGGCUCUAGAGAAGCAACUUACCGAGUUGGGACGGGGUGAUAUUCGUCUAAUCGACGCUCCUGUCUCGGGAGGCGCUGCAAGGGCUGCCGAUGGUACCCUGUCAAUUAUGGCCGGAGGCUCGGACGAGGCAAUUGAGAAAGGCCGCUUUCUCUUACAGGAGAUGUCCGACCCAAAGAAGCUCUACAUCGUCCAGGGCGGAGUCGGCGCCGGAAGUAAUAUGAAGAUGUGCCACCAGGUCCUUGCGGCUAACCAAAUCCUCGCCGCAAGUGAAGGAUUGGGGUUUGCGAGUCACCUCGGCUUGGAUCUUCACUCCACAAGCCAGGAGAUUAUCAAGUCGGAUGCCUGGGCGUGGAUGUUCGAGAACAGACUGCCGAGAAUGCUCGAUCCCGAAUUCAAGCCUGUUGCUAGUGCCCUGACCAUCAUCCUGAAAGACACAGGUAUUAUUACCUCAGAGGCAAGACGUGCCGCAUUUCCCACACCCAUGACAAGCAUAGCAGAACAAGUAUACUUCUCCGGUCUCGGUCGCGGGUACGGCCCAGACGACGACAGUAGUCUAAUCAGACUAUACACGGAAGGCAAAGGGAAGAUAGGACCGGUAAAAGGGCUAGCUGAAAACGACGAGUCGAAGCUAGCCCUCGUUAAGGCACUAUUUAGAGGAAUCUACCUCUGCUCUGCCGCAGAGACUAUUGCCUUCGCAAAGAGAUGUAAUCUAGAUCUAGAUCAAGUCUUCGAGCUCUGUGUAAACGCGGCCGGAGGAAGCGCGAUAUUGCAGACGGUUGGACCGGACAUCAUUAAGCUUGCUCGAGGAGGACAGCUAUCGGUUGGGGAUAGCCAGGGGUUAAGGGAACAUGCGCAACAGCUUCAAGAGGCUGUUGAGGAGGCCCAGCGGUUAAAGGUGCCGGUGUAUCUCGGUAGUCAGGCGCUUACCCUGACGCAGUUCGCGCUACACUUUUCCUCUGAAGAAGCUUCAGAUGUCUCAAGAGCUACUGUUGCGAAAGCAUGGGGUUUAUAAGACCGAUGUCUGUACUUGGUAGUAUAUGCUGGAAGACGCAUUCAUAAGGAGACUGCCUGGAAUAAUAUAAUAUAAUAUGAGAGGGUGAAUAUAUGGGACUUACAUUCAGGUAAAAUUAGAUGAAUUUAUUAAAUUACUCCAUGUCUGCUGACAGUGGAUCGAACCCGGACGAU
This is a messenger RNA of Daldinia vernicosa, 2134 nucleotides long. RefSeq names its product NAD binding domain of 6-phosphogluconate dehydrogenase-domain-containing protein. Gene Ontology annotation, molecular function: NAD binding; NADP binding; oxidoreductase activity. The coding region runs from base 627 to 1961 and encodes 444 amino acids. The record is from RefSeq and is a predicted model, not a curated record. The transcript is spliced from 2 exons. Lineage: Eukaryota; Fungi; Ascomycota; Sordariomycetes; Xylariales; Hypoxylaceae.